GAUAUCAAGAUACUUGAGUAAUUUUCAUUUAUCCAUAAUCCAUAUAAUUAAUUAACUUAUAUUUUCUUAGAAAUUCAUUUCAUUUUCAGAAAAAAAAGAUUUAUCAUUUAUCCUACUACCAGUUACUAUCUCUCACUUGCUCUCAGUUACUUUUGCAAGCAAGAGGGGUACACAAAAGUGAUAUAUAAAGAGAAAUACGAAGCAGUUGAGAAACUUGCGGAGUAAUGAAGGCAUGUCUUGAUUAUCAUCACAAUUUUUAUUUGCAAUAACAAUGUUCAUUAUAGUAUUUUUAUAUUUUCUAUGUAAUCCGAUUUUUUGUAAUACACAGGACGAAGGCGAAGCAUGUAUUACUGACAACAAUUCGCCAGGCAUUUGUAAACUUCUUCAGCAAUGUCCUUCGGUUUAUGAAGAUUUAUCAAAAGGAUUAACUCCACAUAAAAUAUGUGGAUAUCUUAAUUUUGAUCCUGUUGUAUGCUGUCCAAACAUAAAAAAAACAUCUACAGCUAUAAGUACAAUUACAAAAACAAUUACAACUACAACUAAACAAUCUAUAAUUACAACUCUUCUACCAUUUACUGCAAAAAUGAAAACAAGAGCAAAAUGUGAAGAAUAUAGUAGAUAUGUAUAUACGACCGAAUAUUCACUAACUUUAAUAAAUGUGAAGAAUUAUAAAUCUUUGUUUGAUAUUAAAAAAUAUAAACAACCUAACAAAUUUAUCGUCGGAGGUACAAAAGCUAAAGCAAAAGAAUUUCCUCAUAUGGCUGCAAUUGGAUUUGACACAUCAGAUGGUAUUGUUUGGGCAUGCGACGGCACAUUAAUUUCAGAAAGAUUUGUUUUAACUGCUGCACACUGUACUUUUAACAGAAACUUGAAUAGCACUGCAAAUUGGGCGCGAUUAGGUGAUUUAAAUCUUGAAAGAUUGGAUGAUUCUCCAAAAUCAGAAAAUUUUCAUGUUAUUGAGCGAAUAAGAAAUCCUUAUUAUAAACCACCAUCUCAAUAUCACGAUAUCGCUCUUCUUAAAUUAGAAAGAAAUGUGGAAUUCAAUGAGUGGAUAAGACCCAGUUGUUUACCAUAUUCUUUACCAGAUAGUGGCCCUGAUGGUAAGGCAACUGCAACAGGAUGGGGAAAUGUUGGAUGGGAGAAAACGAGUUCAGGUGAUUUAUUAAAAGUAACAAUUAAUUUGGUAUCUCAAUCAGAAUGUAAUAAGUUAUUCAUCGGAAAUGAGAAAAACAAUAAACUCAAAUUCGGAAUCAUAGGAGAUUGGCAAAUUUGCGCCGGUGAACUUGGAAAAGAUACUUGUCAGGGAGAUAGUGGUGGACCACUUGUCAUCUUAAAUCGAGAUUACGAAUUUAUGUAUACUUUAAUCGGUGUAACAAGUUUAGGGAGAGUUUGCGGUUCCAUUAUUCCUGGUAUAUAUACUCGCGUUUAUAAUUAUAUUGAAUGGAUAGAAACUAUAGUUUGGCCAGAUUAAUAAUACAAA
This is a messenger RNA of Apis mellifera (honey bee), 1480 nucleotides long. Its product is annotated as serine protease snake. Gene Ontology annotation, biological process: proteolysis. The transcript is spliced from 6 exons. The coding region runs from base 272 to 1471 and encodes 399 amino acids. The record is from RefSeq and is a predicted model, not a curated record. NCBI's taxonomy places the organism in Eukaryota, Metazoa, Arthropoda, Insecta, Hymenoptera, Apidae. Gene Ontology annotation, molecular function: serine-type endopeptidase activity.